Molecule: messenger RNA, 410 nt
Organism: Culex pipiens pallens (northern house mosquito)
Lineage: Eukaryota; Metazoa; Arthropoda; Insecta; Diptera; Culicidae
Product: queuine tRNA-ribosyltransferase accessory subunit 2-like
Exons: 2
Coding region: 1-342 (113 amino acids)
Biological process (GO): tRNA modification
Molecular function (GO): pentosyltransferase activity
Source: RefSeq, a predicted model, not a curated record
AUGGAGUGGCAUCGGAAGUGGGUCGGAAUUGACUCCCGCGACCUUGUCCAGUGCCAGUCGGUGGCGGUGUUUGUCCGCAGCGGGCAAAAGAAUUUCAUCACGGAAAGUUACAUGGGUUUAGUGGAGGCGAUUCGAACGGAUAUUUCCGUGCCGCUGAUUGAUAGCGAUACCGACGAGGAGAGUUGGAAGAAGCGCAGGCAGAGGUCACUGGAGCAGUGUCUGGAGGUGCAUCCGGAGUCGGGAAAGCUAAAGGGUGCUUCCGUGUUGGGCCCGAUCAGAAGAACCGACGCCGGAGGACGGUUGAAGGAUGCCUUGCAGGACUCGCUUCGAAGGCUUCAAUAGUGUCACGUUUAGGGUAUCCUUGAAAAAAAUCUCGUUUCCCCCAUCCACAGAUUCUGGAACUGCAUCAA